AUGAUUAACAAUUUUAAAUCACCCCCCUCCAAUGACCCGAUUAAGAAGCUGCAGAACUUACUAAAUAAUUGCCUCUAUUCCGUCGUCGAUGUGCUGAGCAACUUAUCGUACCAAGGAGAACCCAAGGAGCUAGAAGUUGUUCCUGAGGAAGAGAGCGAAUAUGCCUACUUUGUGAACUUGCUUAAGGAAAGGGCCGCCGAGAUUGAGCUGGAGACUGAGGAAGCGGUGGAAGAAAUACAGGCCGUGGUGAAGGGGGAGGUAGAAGAGAAGAUCAAUGAGGAUGUGAAAGAAGAAGUAAUCGAGGAGGUUAAAGGAGAAGUAAAAGAGGAAGUAAAGGAGGAAGUAAAUGAGGAAGUGAAAGAAGAAGUAAAGGAGGAAGUAAAGGAGUAUGUAAAGGAAGAAAUAAAGGAAGAAGACUACAAAGGAAAUACAAAAACAGAAGCGAAGAAUGAUGUGAACGAGGCGAAAGACACCGUGGAGAACCCCACGGGGGAGGGUGACCCAGAUAAGGAUGGCCAAACGGACGAAUCGGAUGAUCCGUCAAGCGAAGAAACGAGCGAUGGGUCAUACGAACAGUCAAGCAGUUCAUCGGAUGGACAAUCCAACGAUGACCCAAUGGACAGAAAAGAACAGGAUGGCGAGAAGACGCAACGCUCCGUGGAAGAAGGAUCCCCCAAAAAGUAUUUUGUCAAACCAUAUUUUGAAAAUCCCCUGCAGGAAGAAAUCCUAGACCGAGUGGAACGAAUGAACUUAAUUUUAAAAAUGAUAGACUCUUGUAUAGAGGAGUUGCCCGAUUCGUUGAUGAUCGAAGAAGAGAAGUGCCAGGAAAUGAAGGCAUUGCAGAAGCGGAAGGACGAAUCAAAGGAAGAAUUAAAAAGACUCUACAGUGAAUAUGACGCCAUCUACAGUUACGUUACAGAUAACCUGCGGGACAUUAUUAUUAACACGGAAUGA
Molecule: messenger RNA, 954 nt
Organism: Plasmodium knowlesi strain H
Lineage: Eukaryota; Apicomplexa; Aconoidasida; Haemosporida; Plasmodiidae
Product: mediator of RNA polymerase II transcription subunit 21, putative
Exons: 3
Coding region: 1-954 (317 amino acids)
Source: RefSeq, a predicted model, not a curated record